AUGAGAAGUGGUCCCAUUGCAACGAUAUGUUGCUUUAUUUUGAACGUGGUCUUGUUUGCUCAAGCAACUGAGCUAAACGUCACUAGCUCCUCCAUAAAUGAUCAUGAUACGAAUCCAUCACUAGAACUUUUGGUAGACACAGAUGACAAAACGAAUAGCAUAACGAGUAACGAUAUAGAAGAUGUCCGAGUUGAUGACAUCAAUGAAAGAGAGAAUUUUAAUGUCAUUACUAUCAAUGAUGAUAUACAGUAUCCAUUUAAUGAAAAACUAUUAAUUAGACCGUUACCAAAUAACAAUUUGUUAGCAUCAUUUGCUUUCGAGAUGGAGUCCGAGACGUUUAUACCAGGCCAUGAUGAAUCUCGAUCUGAUCAAUAUCGUCAUUUCACUGUUUUUCCCAAGGCUAUUGAAGCCAUGCUAGGUAGUACAUCCACAAGACAAUUACAUUUAAGGUUUACAAGAGGGUUUUGGGAUGCUGAGAGCUGGGGUCGUUUGCCCCAUGAUGGAUUUAAGUCAGGUGGUUCAGGUGUAGAACUCUGGGCUAUCAUUGAGGCUGGCUCUCAAAAGGAAGCAUUUGAUCAAUGGAAAACAUUAGCCAAUUCACUAAGUGGCUUGUUUUGUGCUUCCAUUAAUUUUAUUGAAAGUUCAAGAACCACAUACCCUGUGAAGUCAUUCCAACCCAAAUCGACGGAGGAAGGGUUGCCUAUAUUUGGUGGUGAUGAAACUAAGAAUAAUAAGCUAUAUUUGUUAAGAGCAUCUUUGGCUAAUGAACCUAUCUGUACUGAAAAUUUAACUCCUCUUUUGAAAUUAUUACCUACAAGGGGUAAAUCAGGAAUUUCAUCGUUAUUAGAUGGUCAUAAAGUUUUUGAUUCCAUGUGGCAUAGUCUUUCCAUUGAUGUGACGACCCAUUGUGAUUUCAACACUCAAACAUGUAAAUACGAUAUGGAUGCAGAAGUGGAUAUGGUUAUUCAUGUUCCAUACACGCUGGCUAGAAAUGAACACCCAAUCCCAAGACCCACUCCAAAUUCUGAACUACGUUGUGAUCUAACUAAACCAUAUGAUAUAUAUCAAUGUUUCCCACUACCUGAAAGCAAUUCACUUUCUUUUGAGGUCUCCGAGAUAUUUGGCAAACCAAUUCGUGGCUCUAAUUUGAUUUCCAAUAAUCCUUCAAAAGUGUGUGUUGAUAUAGGUGAUAAUCAUGAAAAUAAUUCGUGGGAGGCAUUGUUGAAAGUAAACGGGUCCCAUUUUGGUACGGAUGAUAAUUGUUUUGAUUUAGAAAACAAAGACGAUUAUGAUAUUUAUAUUUCUUCCUCCAAUACCAAUGAGAUUGGGAGGCAUUCAGAAAAGGAAGAAGAUGUGCCACUUUAUGUGAGUAGAUCAUUGACCGGAUAUGGACAGGAUCGUGGUGGGUUACGUACCGUUUUCACUAAUCCAACCAAUGACACUAUCAGGGCAGUUUACUUCGAAUCAUUGCCAUGGUUCAUGAGACUAUAUUUAUCUACGAUGAAAUUAGAAAGUGAUGCUGCCGGUGCGGGACUUGAUCUACAUGAUGUGAUUACGUCUGUACAUUACGUUACAGCUAUUGAUCAUAAGAGACCAACACAUUUAGAAUACACUAUUGAGAUCCCUGCGGGAACAAGUUUAGCCAUAACGUGUCAAUUUGAUAAAGCAUUGUUGCAAUUUGCAGAAUACCCACCUGAUGCAAAUCAUGGGUUUGAAAUUGAGAGUGCCGUCGUUACCAUUUUGAAGCCAUGGUCCUAUCAAAUUAGAACGUCGACAUUGUUAUUAUCGUUAUCGACUCCUGAUUUCAGUAUGCCUUAUAACGUUAUUAUUAUAACAUCUACUGUAUUAGGGUUGAUAUAUGGUAGUUUAUAUAAUUUAUUGGUGAAGAAGUUGGUGACUAUUGAAGAAGCAGAUGAAAUUGCAUCUCAAGUCGGUCUAAAAAGUCUGAUAACUAGAUUAAAGAAGAAAUUUAUAUAA
Molecule: messenger RNA, 1977 nt
Organism: Naumovozyma castellii
Lineage: Eukaryota; Fungi; Ascomycota; Saccharomycetes; Saccharomycetales; Saccharomycetaceae
Gene: GPI16
Product: GPI-anchor transamidase subunit GPI16
Exons: 1
Coding region: 1-1977 (658 amino acids)
Source: RefSeq, a predicted model, not a curated record